AUGGGGCCUCCACCCGAGGGAGGGAACCACUGGGAGCUAGAGCUGGCCUGGAGGCUGUGGUCUCUUUUGGCGGGGGCCCAGGCCCCCAAAGGCUGGUUUCACCGCCUUUGCACGACUUCCCACGCCAAGCGUUUCCAGCUCUGGAACCUGGGACUCUCCUGCAAUGAGCGCCACCUGGCCAGGCGCCUCAAGAGCAACAGCUUCUACCCGUUCACAGAGAAGCAGCCCAACAUCUUCGUGAUGGAGUACUACCUGGACACUCUGUGGAAGGGGACGCUGCUCUUUGUCGUCUGCCUCGUCCUCGUGGGCUUCGGCCUGGUGAGCAAGGUGCAGAAGCAGGAGACGUGGGUCUUCCCCGCGUAUGGCGUGGGCAUUGGCCUGUGGAUCAUGAUCUCGUCACUGCCGCUGCGCCGCCUGGUGCUGAACCACGAGCUCGGCAUGUACACCUUCUCCAUCCAGGGCCACACCGUGUUUCAGGGCCCCAUACACCUGGUCUACGUGCGCCUGGCGCUCAGCUCCGACGCUUACGGCAGGUGCUUCUUCCAACUGGUUCUGUGCGGCCACAAGCUGGAGCCGCUGGUGCUGGUGCAGGUGUCUGAGCGCUACGAGCAAAUGGAAUUCCUGGGCCGCCACAUCGCCCGGAAGCUCAACAUUAACUACUUCGACUGCCUGACGACGUCCUACCGGCACGUGGUCCACCACUGGCCGCUGGGGGCCGCCUUCAGCCCGGGUAUCGUGCAGCGCAAGACCAGAGCCUGCGACAAAAGCUGCCAGUCGGACAUGAACCUGGACGUGUGA
This is a messenger RNA of Pteronotus mesoamericanus, 798 nucleotides long. It is a transcript of the gene CATSPERQ, whose product is annotated as transmembrane protein 249. The transcript is spliced from 6 exons. The record is from RefSeq and is a predicted model, not a curated record. The coding region runs from base 1 to 798 and encodes 265 amino acids. NCBI's taxonomy places the organism in Eukaryota, Metazoa, Chordata, Mammalia, Chiroptera, Mormoopidae.